AUGGCGUCGCGAGCUGGAGCAAACAGUCAGCCUCGGGGGGUUUGCUUUUUGUUCGCCAAAACCGGUCGUUGUCAUUACGGAGCUAGAUGCAAAUUUCCUCACGCUGCUGCUUCUACUUCAUCCCAGAGUCUUGCAAGUUCUGCCCAACCACGACUGAACAGACCCCAGCGAACAAGAAAUGAGCCAGAUGACAAAUUUGGAAGCUGGAAACUCUCUGUUCCCAGAGGCACAAACAAUUUCCCUCCCACGCCUCUUCCUCCCCUCUUCUUUCAACAUGCUCUGGCAUAUGUGGAAUCGGAAGUUGGAGUGAUGCAAGAGACAGUUGUCACCCUGGCCAAGGAUGGUGGAUUGCAACGAAUAAAACAAGUGGUCGAGCGCAGCUUGGAAGGCAUGAGCAUGGAUGCACGCUGGAAAACGGUCAAAGAGCAAGCCAUACCGCUUUGUCAGGUCAUCACCCAUCCACACGUGCUAGCGUCCACCUUGCUUGACGUUCACCUUGGGAAUAUCUACAAUUUCAUUUACGGCUUCCAAGGCCAGCGAGCAUUGCAAUUCUUCAGGCCGCUCUUUGAUACGCUCGCAGACCGUAUCCAAGCCGACGCUUCACCAUCGGAAAUUGAAGCGGUCGUUAAAACUUUCUCGAAAAUCAUCGACUGCAACACUCACGCCUUGGUGAAUGAUGGCCUCAGGCCGCUUGCAGAUUCCCUUUUUAACGUCGUUGCCCAGAUUGACGAAGUGGAAGCUCAUGAAUCAAGAAAACUGGUCAAUCGCAUUAAUCAGCGUCUAGGAAUAGGUCGGGAGCUGUCAAGUUGGAAACCUCCGAAGACAACUUCACCUCCAAGAGCCAUAUUCACGCUUCAACAAGAUCUGCCUGGAGAGCUAUCCAAUGAUGGACCGCGUCAUGACAAUGACUAUGUGAAUGCUUAUGACAUACAAAUUAUGCCCACAUUCGAGGAAAUCAAUUCAACACGCCCCGAGUACCUGCCUUCCAUGAGCCAGCAGGAUUGGCAUCUCCCCGGAGUGUCAGGACUCCUGGACCGACACUUCCGUCUUCUUCGGGAGGAUACCGUGGGACAGCUUCGAGAUGCUGUAAAACAAGAAAUGCAAGCUUCCCACAAUCUCGCAAGUGGAGGCAAAUGUCAAGGUCCACGAAAAUUGACAUACGAGAAUGCCCGGGUUGUGAAACUUGAUUUCAGUAAAUGGCAGGGCUUGCUGAUCACGAUUGGUUUCGAUCAACCUACUCAUCUUAAGCAUCGCUCAGCCAAACAGAGGAAAGAGUGGUGGGAAUUUCAGAAACGCCUUCGGGUGGGUUCCCUCCUUUGCUUCCUUUCCAACGGUGCUUUAAUAUUCUGCUCGGUCACUGAACGUAGAUCAACAAAACCAUCAGCCACAAACGACGAUUCGUCGAGCUCAGACGAUGAUCGGGUUCAAAAUCAACCUGAACAGCCUCUGGACUUAUUUUCGGACCCCCUUCGUGCCUUUACUACUGUCUCGCUGGUUAGUGAUGCCACAGAAGACGUCCUAGGGCUCAUGCAAGCUCCUGUUUCUGUACAUGCCAAGAUAGUUGAGUUUCCUGGUGUGCUGUUGCCGUCAUUCGAGCCGACUCUACGCGCUCUGCAAGCAAUGCUCCGAAAUCCUGAGAUACCCUUUUCGGACUAUAUUGCACCCGAAUCUCAAGCAGACCUAUCGACAGUUGCAGCUCCUUACUACGCCACCAAACCAAAUUUUGAGUUCGACCUCAGCUGCGUCAUGAAAGAUAAGAGUCCAAUAGGAGUUGCCAUCAAUGAUGACUCCAACCAUGAAGCAUUCCGAGAGAAGUCUGUUCUCGACAGGGCCCAGGCUGAUGCACUCCUGGCAUCGCUGAAGCGCUCGCUGGCUCUGAUUCAGGGACCUCCCGGAACGGGUAAGAGCUUCACCGGCGUGGCACUCAUCAAAGUUCUUCUGGCGGUACAAGCACGUGCUAAGCUUGGUCCGAUCCUCUGUGUGUGCUAUACCAACCAUGCACUCGACCAGCUCCUAGAGGACCUGGUGCGUCACAGCAUUGAUCAAAUUGUCCGCAUUGGAUCUCGGUCGAAAUCCGAGGUGCUGCAGGCGUGCAACCUUCGUGUCCUGGCCAGCAUGAUCGAUUUGACCAGAACCGAGAAACAUGAGCACUGGACUCUGAAGUUGAAGCUUGAUGAAGACGAAAGGAACAUUUCUAGAGUCCUAAAGAGGCUUACGGUGAAAGGGGACGUUGCAGCACUCAAAAGUUACUUAGAGAUCUAUCAUCCCACAUCUUACCGGGCUCUCUUCUUCGGAGAGGCCAAGGACGAUGACGGUUAUGAGGUGGUUGUCCAUCACAAGGCAUAUCUGUUGAAUGCCUGGCGGAAGGGCGGCUCGCGCCACGGUCCUGUCCGCCGACUCCGGACUCUACUUAGUGAAUCAGACAUCCAGUCUCUGAAUAACCCGGAGAGACAGCGGGUAUACUACCAUUGGUUAGCCGAAUCAAAAAAGACAACCCGGGCCGAACUGUUGACUGCGCUAGCAGAAUACAAGGAGCACAAAGAACAGUUCGACCAGGUCCGAGCAGGUGUUGAUCUUCGAUGUUUGCAACAGGCCAAGGUCAUCGGUGUAACAACGACAGGUUUGGCAAGAACUCUACCACUUCUCAGGAAGCUCAAUUCCAAAGUCCUUGUCUGCGAAGAAGCCGGCGAAGUGCUUGAGGCGCAUAUCCUUACCGCACUCCUCCCUUCUCUAGAGCACGCAAUCUUGAUAGGUGACCAUCUUCAACUUCCCCCACAUAUCCAAAGCUACGAACUUUCAAGAGAGAGUUCUUCCGGAAAGCGACAUUCUCUGGACAUAUCCUUGUUCGAAAGACUGGUGACUCCUUCGUGCUCCACCCAGUCCGCCGUGCCUUAUAGCGCCCUGGAGACACAGCGUCGAAUGCACCCCUCGAUCUCUGAACUCAUCCGCAGUACGUUAUAUCCAAGACUGUGUGACUCUUCGGCGGUUGAUUCAUAUCCGUCCAUUACCGGGCUAGCUAGGAGACUCUUCUGGCUUGAUCAUGCAAAUCCUGAGGACGGCGCUCUAUCUGAUCCGGAUAGUACGACUUCUCACUCGAAUGAAUUUGAAGUCAAGAUGGUCACUUCACUGGUUUCCCAUCUUGUUCGACAGGGUGUUUACCACGCGAAUGAUCUAGCGGUUCUCACCCCCUACCUCGGCCAACUUCAGAAAAUCCGUAGAGAGUUGCAAGGAUUGUUUGAGAUCUCUUUGACUGAAGGCGAUAUACUCGAGUUAGAAAAGGAAGAGGUCGGCAAGGACAAUAAUGAGCCUAGUCACAGUACUGUACCUUCGUUGCAGAAGACCCCACUCUCGCGGGCACUCAAGGUGUCUACUAUUGACAACUUUCAGGGAGAAGAGGCCAAAGUUGUUAUUAUCUCCUUGGUGAGAAGCAAUGACCAGAACAAGUGUGGGUUCCUUCGGACUUCGAAUCGCAUCAAUGUCCUUCUCUCCCGCGCCAAACACGGAAUGUACAUCAUUGGAAACUCUCGAACCUCCGGCCACGUUCAAAUGUGGGGCUCUGUGAUCGAAAUGCUUCAAUCUGACGAUAACUUCGGCGAGCGCCUCCAGCUUCAAUGUCCCCUGCGGUCAAGUGCCUCGAGCCUUGUCCAAGACCUUUAA
Cladophialophora psammophila CBS 110553 is the source of this 3657-nucleotide messenger RNA. RefSeq lists its product as uncharacterized. The coding region runs from base 1 to 3657 and encodes 1218 amino acids. The transcript is spliced from 2 exons. The record is from RefSeq and is a predicted model, not a curated record. Gene Ontology annotation, cellular component: nuclear RNA-directed RNA polymerase complex. Gene Ontology annotation, biological process: regulatory ncRNA-mediated heterochromatin formation. Gene Ontology annotation, molecular function: helicase activity; metal ion binding. NCBI's taxonomy places the organism in Eukaryota, Fungi, Ascomycota, Eurotiomycetes, Chaetothyriales, Herpotrichiellaceae.